AAAAUACCUUCAGUUCAAAUGUACAAUGGCAAUAAAAUUCCCAUCAUUGGAGUUGGUACUUAUCUAAUGAAAGAUGAGAAUGAACUGUCAAAAAUAAUUGGCGAAUCAUUGCGGAUUGGGUACAGGUUAAUCGAUACUGCCGCUGUUUAUCGCAAUGAAGCGAUAAUUGGAAAAAUUAUUUCCGACGUUUCAUCGUACAAUCUUAAUAGAAGUGAUAUUUUUAUAACGACAAAAUUAAGCCCAGCUGAUCAAGGCCGUGGUAAAUGUAAACAAGCUAUUUUGGAUUCUCUUGAACGUUUGAAAUUAUCAUACAUUGAUCUUGUGUUGAUACAUUUUCCGGGUAGUAGUCGAUCAACUCCUAAUAGUCCAAAAAAUCCUGAAAAUCGCCGUGGAAGUUGGGAAGAUCUGGAAGAAUUACAGAAUUCAGGUAUUGUAAAAAAUAUUGGCGUUUCCAAUUAUACAAUAAGACAUUUGCAAGAACUUUUUGGUUAUGCCAAAAUCAAACCUGUUGUUAAUCAGAUCGAAGUACAUCCAUUGUAUUAUCCAAAGGAAUUGAUCGAUUUUUGUAAAAAUCAUUCAAUCAUAGUGCAAGCUUAUUCAUCUCUUGGAGCACGUGAUGGUUGGCCAAUUUUGUCGACAAAUUCUACAUUAAAAGAAAUUGCUAAAAAAUAUGAGAAAACUGUUGCACAAAUUCUGCUCAAAUGGUCUUUACAACAUGAUUUAUGUAUCAUUCCAAAAACGUCGAAUGUUGAAAGAUUAAAAUCUAAUUUUCAAAUUUUUGAUUUCAAAAUAUCUCUCGAAGAUAUGGCAAAAAUUGAUGGCCUCAACGAGAAUCGAAAAUUCUGUUGGGAUAAUUCACAGAAAUAUGGCGAGGUAAGAAUUGGUCCAAUGGAAAAAGCACGACAUGUAACUGUAUUAUUAAAUCCAGUCGCUAAUAAACGAAAAGGAAAAGCAGAUUAUGAAAAAUAUUGUGCUCCAUUAUUUCAUUUGGCCGGCAUAAAAGUUUCAUUGGUAAUAACCGAGGCUGAAGGUCAAGUUAAAGAUCUGAUGGAAAUUAUGGAUAAUACUGAUUGUGUUGUGGUAGCUGGCGGUGAUGGUACCGUUCAUGAAGCAAUCACCGGUUUAUUGCGCCGAAAAGAUUCAUCCGAUGCAUUACGAAGAUUUCCUAUUGGGAUUCUACCUGUUGGAAAAAAUAAUUCUAUAUCGUAUAAACUGAAUUCCCAAAUUUUUAAUCCCAAAACAGAUGAAAAGGCUAAAAUUCUGGCCGAAAGUUCGAUGGCUGUCAUUAGACAGACAUUAAACAAUGUCGAUGUCAUGAAAAUAGAAGGUGAACGUGGUCGACCUGUUUAUUCAAUUGGAUUUAUGAAUAUUGGUCAAUUACAAGAUGUAUUUCGUAAAGUUGAUCAAUAUUGGUAUCUAGGACAACGAAUGAAACCAUAUCUAGCAUUGUUUUUUCAAUCAUUUAAAAAUUUAUCCACACAUUGGGACGAAAGCCAAGAAAUAUCGAUAGAGUAUACGAAACCAUGCACAGGUUGCUCCAAAUGUUUUCAAAGAUAUGAAAUGGAUUCAACAGAACCAUCAGUUGAAUCAACGUUGAAAGCAAGCAAUAAACGUUGGUGGCAUUCAUUCAUGCCAUUACCCAAACAUACACCACCUGUAAUCGAUCCAGUAGCUGAAGCUAAAAAACAAUUAAUAGAAACAAUGAAAAAAACUUUAAAUGAUGAUUGUGAUAAAUGGGAUACUAUUAAACUUGGAUGCAAAAACAUUCUAGUGCAAGAUACAUUGAACAAUUCAAUUGAAUUGACAAUCCAUCCUGCCGAUAUGGACAGAGUUUCCUUCAUCAAAGAUGGCGCUCGAAUGUUUCGAAAAGAAUCACCCGAAACAGGUACAGUGAUCCAAACUAAAGACUGUCGAAUUCACACAAUGUUUGGCGACGAUGUUGAGAAACCUGUAAUUUCGCAUUUUAAUUUAGUUGAUCAAAUCGAACAAAACAGACCAAAUGCAAUAAAAGAAAUUGAUGAGAGUGACAACCGUGACGAUGGUCUUGACCAAACGGAACAAAACAUUCAAAAGUCUGACAUUAAAGAUGAUGACAAUGUUGAUGAUAAUAUUGGAUGGAUAUCUAUUGAUAAUGAAUGCUAUGAAAUGCCUUCCAAAUUUGAAAUCAGCCUCCUACCAAGACGUGUCCUUAUUUAUCACCAUCAUCAAAACUGCUAAUCAAGGAUAAAUCCUUUACUAACACAAAUAUAUUGAUUGUUUGAAUAAUGAAAAUCGAUUUUCUUCACACACUCACACAAAAUAUUUGUAGUUUGUGAAGAAUUAUAUUUUUUU
Dermatophagoides pteronyssinus (European house dust mite) is the source of this 2331-nucleotide messenger RNA. Its product is annotated as glyoxal reductase-like. The record is from RefSeq and is a predicted model, not a curated record. NCBI's taxonomy places the organism in Eukaryota, Metazoa, Arthropoda, Arachnida, Sarcoptiformes, Pyroglyphidae.